This is a messenger RNA of Octopus bimaculoides (California two-spot octopus), 3313 nucleotides long. RefSeq lists its product as uncharacterized. Gene Ontology annotation, biological process: regulation of transcription by RNA polymerase II. NCBI's taxonomy places the organism in Eukaryota, Metazoa, Mollusca, Cephalopoda, Octopoda, Octopodidae. The record is from RefSeq and is a predicted model, not a curated record. Gene Ontology annotation, cellular component: nucleus. Gene Ontology annotation, molecular function: DNA-binding transcription factor activity, RNA polymerase II-specific.
GGGGAGAUAAGUCAACUUUUUACGCCCAAUUUGCUUUGUUUACAGUUGACAAGGCGUGCUGUCACGCACAAAAUGACAGCUUCCAAAUCCUGUUUCCUGAUUGGGUGAAAAUUAUUAAUCUUUAAGCCUCUGUAACUUUUUUAAAACAUUUUUCUACCAAAAGUGAAAGAACUGCAGCAAUUUACCUUGGAAAUGUACACUUUUGUGUCAAAUUUUAAAAUUUUCGAUAAACUUUAAUUUUUGAAAUGCUUGUAGCCAAACCAACUCGAACCAUUACAGAACCGUUAGAUGUUAGUGCCGAACAUACAGCGAAGUAUUGGUCUUUCGUCCAAUGCAUUACUCUUUUAUCAACGAGUCUUAUUGGCCUUCUGUGUUUCGUACAGUUUACCUCUCCUUUCCUAAAUAAAUCGUAAAAUGCUCUCCAAUGAUUAGAGGCGAGAUUUUUCAAUACGAACAAUGCCACUUCCGGUAUAUCGCCCUCUUUGAAUCUAUAAACAUUUUAGAUAUAUUAUUCCAUUGUUGUAAAUAUUUACACUGUUAGUAAUAUCUCAUUCACUCCUGUGGCUAAUUGAAUUGAGGAAUUGUACAUUAACCAGAAGACGACAAUAGAGAUAUCCUGUUAUUAUCAAAUGACAUUAAAUUGAAGAUAUUUCAUUGAACAGCAUUAACAUAUUUAUAAACUUUUUGAAGAUUAAAAAUAACUUCAAGCUGACAUCAGCCUGUUUCUACAAUUCUUUGGAUGAAUGGAUGUGAAAUAUUUCCCUGCAAUUAAGAUUAUUUUCAAAAAUUCCCAAAGAGAUUCUUAAACUGGAAAAUGUGUACAAAUUAAACUAGGGGGAUUUACCACAAAGUUUUAAUUGUCCUAUGUGUAAUGACUUUAACAACUGGGUAUCUCAUUAAAUUUAUAUAGAUUAACAAUCCUGUAGUUAUUACUAUAUUAUAUCAGAAGAUAUAAUAUAGUUAUAUCUUCAAGUUAUUUCAUAACAGCCAAGAUAUCGUCUUUAAUAAAGACUGUCAACGUGCAAAAUAUAGAUUAUAACAAAGUUAUGGAUGACAAAAUACAAGCUGAAGUUAUUGAUUCAUCUACUCAGAUACAGGAAAAUACAGAAGAGAAAUCUCACCCUAGUGAUGUAUGUGGGAAGAUAUUGUCACCAAAAAAGAUUUUAAUUCAACAUAAAUUAACUCACUCGUCCUCCAAGCCAUACCAGUGUGGAAUUUGUGGUAAACAAUUCACCAGCAACAAUUUGUUAACUCACCACAAACGUAUCCACACAAGAGAAAAACUAUUUCAGUGUUAUAUCUGUGAUGCAACAUUUUCUACAAAGGGUCUUUUGUCUUUUCAUUCAUGUAUACAAGAAGGAGAAAGACCACACCGUUGUGACGUCUGUGGCAAAAUAUAUUCUAGAAGUGGACAAUUGUCUUCCCAUAAAUAUAUCCACACAGGAGAAAGACGACACCAUUGUGAAAUCUGUGGUGAAACAUUUUCUAGAAGUGCUAAUUUGUCUAACCAUAAACUAAUUCAUACAGGAGAAAGACCAUACCAGUGUCAUAUUUGUGGGAAGAAGUUUGCUAGAAAUGCUGAUUUGUCUUGCCAUAAACAUAUUCACACAGGAGAAAGACCAUACCACUGUGAUAUCUGUGGUACAACAUUUGCUCAGAGUAGUAGUUUAUCUAAACACAAACGUAUUCACACUGGAGAGAGACCAUACCAUUGUGAUAUCUGUGAUAAAAAAUUUAACACAAGUGGUCACUUGUCUACCCACAAACGUACUCACACAGGAGAAAAACCAUUCCACUGUGAUAUUUGUGGUAAAACAUUUACUCGAAGUAGUUCUUUAUCUCAACACAAACCUAUUCACACAGGAGAGAGACCAUACCAUUGUGACAUUUGUGGUAAAACAUUUUCUACAACUCGGAAUUUAACUCGACACAAACGGAUUCACAUUGGAAAGAAACCAUACCACUGUGAUAUCUGUGAUGAAGCAUUUUCUACAAUGGUUCGUUUGUCUUCCCACAUACGAAUUCACACAGGAGAACGAACAUCAUAGCACUGAUAUUUGUCAUAAAAUAUUCUCUCAAAAAUAUUUAUUCUUCUUGGUAUAAAUUCACACUGGAUAAAGGUUAUACCACUAUAGUAUCACGUGAAAUAUUUUCUUGAAGUGAUUAUUCAAUUUAAUGCAAACAUAUCGAUAUGGGAGAUAAACUACAGCUCUUUGCUAUCAAUAGUAAAAAUAUUUUCUACAAGUAACAUAUUUUAUAAUCAUCAUCAUCGUUGUCCACCUUUCAUACUGGCAUGGGUGGGAAUAAUAAAUGAAUUUUACGUACAUCAUGUAAUGGAUUUUAAUACAGCAAAGUUACCACCAUCAUCAUCAUUACUAUUUUUCAAAGUUAUUUGUCAAAAUAUUUUUUGCAAAUAUUUUGACAUAUGGAUUGAGCAUAAAAUAUCCCAUUAUAUUAAAAAUAAUAAAGACCAAUAUAUUUUUAGUAUUUACAAUCCUGGAGUGUGAAUAGUUUAAAUGCAUAAGAAGAGAUGACUUACAGUGUUAAAAGAAUAAUAAACAAGCAUGUGACAGACCAAGAAAUAUAUGGAUAGACAACAUCAAGGAGUGGAUAAGUUACACUAUAAUGUCAGUGUAAGAUUGGUGUGAAAUGGAAUGGUUAUCUGCAUUUGUUCUGCCAUAAGUGUCUGACAUCCAACGAACUGAUGAAGUUUAAGGAUAACAAACAUGAUAUAAUAUCAAUGUAGUUAUUGAGUAACAUUGAAGUCAGCUAUGUCAAAGAAGCAGUUGGUGAAAUUGUGCAAAGCACAUCUCUGGAUGUAUGGAGUUCAUUCUCCUUACCAUCAAAUAUAGUAGCACUGUGAAUGUGUUCUUAUGGAUUCAAGACUGUAGCUGGUGUAUGGCUAUAUGUGAGGAACUAUGGACAGUAGGUCAUUGUAAUGACAUCUGUAGAUGUUAUGUAUACAUUAUAAGGAGGUGACAUAAAUUGUACAUGUGCAGGUUGAAAACUAAUUAAUGAGACUGAAACCACAAGUACUUCAAGAUAACAUCUAUAACUGUUUAUUUCAUUAAAUAAAUGUGAUAUCAGAAUAUUUGUAGUUACCCUGUAAUAAAGUAUCAAAUGAAGAUAUAUAUGCAAUUAUAACCUGAUCAAAGCCAUUUCAAUUUAAUGAACAUCUCCACUGUGUGUUGGCUUGAUUGUCAUGUCACUGGUUUGUAGUAAAGUAGAGUUAGUAUAAUAUAGACUACAUUAGGAGAAAACCUAUCUCUAACUUGUUAAAAUGAUGUCAAUAAAUUCAUUAUAAUUACUUUAA